CAAUUAUCAUGAUCUCCCAGAGGCUGCUAGUGAGGGGAGCAAAAGCAGUGACGGGCGAUCGGCAUCCGCUUCCAUUCCUGAGCGCGGCGCACCUAGCGGUCCGCAGCAGCAGCAGCCACCCCAGCGGCAGAGGCGGCGUCAGAGGCAUGGCCACCCACGCGGAGCUGCACAGCCAGGGGUGCUACAUCGGGGAGGUGCAUGUGGUGGGGGCGCCCAGCGGCCCCCUUACAGGCCUGACCGCGGUGGUGAAGGACUGUUUUGAUGUGGCAGGGCAUCGCACCUCCAACGGCAGCCCCGCAUGGCUGGAGACGCACCCGCCCGCGCAGCGCAACGCCGCCGCCGUCCAGGCGCUGCUGGACGCUGGGGCGACCAUAAUUGGAACGAAUGUCAUGGAUGAGAUGGCGUACAGCCUGGCGGGCGAGAAUGCGCACUACGGCACCCCCGCCAAUCCGGCAGCACCGGGGCGCAUUCCCGGCGGCUCCUCGUCCGGCACGGCGGCGGCGGUGGCGGCAGGGGAUGCAGACCUGGGGCUGGGUGGAGACACGGGCGGCUCGGUGCGUGUGCCCGCCUGCCACUGCGGCAUCCUGGGUAUCCGACCCACGCAUGGGCGGGUAUCGCUGCAGGGCGCCGUGCCGCUAGCCCCCAGCUUUGACACUGGCGGCUGGUUUGCGAGGGAUGCGGGCGUGCUCCGCGCGGUGGGCGGCGUGCUGCUGGACGGCGGCAGCCGGCGUCCGGCGCAGCUGCGGCGCCUGCUGGUGGCAGCCGAUGCCUUUGGGCUGGCAGAGGAGGCCACAACCAAGGCGCUGUAUGACGCGCUGUCGCCCAAGAUAGACCAGGUGGCUGCCCUGCUCAGCAAGCCGCAGGAGGUGGAGGUAGGCAGCAGCACGGGCGGGCUGAGCCAGGCCUGGUUCAACGCGUUCCGCGUGCACCAGGCGCAUGAGAUUUGGCAGCAGCACGGCGCGUGGGUGACAGAACACCGGCCGAACUUUGGGCCCGGCAUCCGAGAGCGCUUCCAAAUGGCUGAAGGCGUCAGCCGGAAGCAGUAUGAGGAGGCGGCGCAGCAGCGCGGCGCGGCGCGGCAGCGGCUAGCAGAGCUGCUGGGCGGCGACGGCGUGCUGAUGCUGCCCACCGCGCCUGCGCCUGCGCCGCUGCUCAACACGCCCUCGGAUCAGCUGGACGCCUUCAGGACGUCGCUCAUAUCCUUGACCUGUAUUGCUGGCCUGUCCGGGUUCCCGCAGGUCAACGUGCCGAUUGCGGAUGUGGAGGGGCUGCCGGUGGGUCUGGGCCUCAUUGGGCCGCCAGGCAGCGAUGAAGACUUGCUCGAGCUGACAGAGCAGCUACUGGCCGUGCUGCGAUGA
This is a messenger RNA of Chlorella variabilis, 1358 nucleotides long. RefSeq lists its product as hypothetical. The transcript is spliced from 7 exons. Lineage: Eukaryota; Viridiplantae; Chlorophyta; Trebouxiophyceae; Chlorellales; Chlorellaceae. The coding region runs from base 9 to 1358 and encodes 449 amino acids. The record is from RefSeq and is a predicted model, not a curated record.